CACUGCAUUCAGAUCAGCGAGACUCCGGGAGAGGACCGGGCUCGUGCACGCUGCGGGCGCACUUCACCGGAGCGCUCCACUUCGCUGCACCGUCGCGCGUGUUGGAGCGGGUGGCUUUCCCGUUCUCCGGAAGGAUGUAAACUGUUGUUGUUGUUGUUGUUGUUGUUGUUGUUGGUUUUAGCGGGGACGCCGGGUUGCGGGACGAGGGGACGCAGAAAGGCUGUUUCAUCGCGGUCAUGUCUCCAAUGCGCCUGGCAUUCAGCAGAAUUUGAAUUAGCUGUGGAGCCGCAGCGCUUGUUGUAAAAACUCAGGAUAAAAGGAACGUCGAGCGUCGGGAGGAAAAAACCGCACGAUGUCUCUGGACAUUUUCUGCCAUGAUCAGACUAGCUGCUGAAGGUAUAAAUCGCAAGAUUGCCGGGCAGAUCAACAGGUCGGAAGCGUAAAACGCGGCGGAAGCCAAAGGGUCUCCUGCGGAAAGGGAUGUCUCUCUCGAUUUUCUUUUUCCUUCUCUUAUGGGCGCAAGCCCUGACAUUGAAAAACUUGAACUAUUCGAUACCCGAGGAAAAAAUUCAGGGCGUGAUUGGAAACAUUGCCAAAGACGCCGGUCUCGAGCUGGGGGAACAGGGCAAAAAAUCCAACUUCAGGGUGCUGGAGAAUUCCGCUCCACACCUCAUAGACGUGGACCCCGAAAGCGGGCUACUCUACACCAAGCAGCGGAUCGACAGGGAAACACUGUGCAAACGAAACCCCAAGUGCCAGCUGUCACUGGAAGUGUUUGCCAACGACAGAGAGAUUUGCAUGAUUAAGAUAGAAAUACAGGACAUCAAUGAUAACGCGCCCAACUUCCCUUCUGAUCAAAUCGAUAUCGACAUUUCUGAGAACGCAGCGCCAGGCACGCGUUUCCCUCUGGCUGCGGCAUACGACCCUGACACUCGGGAAAACGGCCUUAAAACCUAUCAGAUCACGCGAGAUGACUACAGCAUAUUUUCCUUGGAUGUAAAAUCCAGAGGGGACGGGACUAAAUUUCCUGAGUUGGUCGUUCAGAGAUCGCUAGACAGAGAGGAACGCAGUCAUCACACUCUUAUCAUAACCGCCACAGAUGGAGGAGAAUAUCCCAAAUCCGGCACGGUGCAGAUUAAUGUGAAAGUGACCGACUCUAAUGACAACAGCCCCGUGUUCGACCAGCCCUCUUACGUUAUAGAGAUCCCCGAGAACUCCACCCCUGGCACCAUACUGAUAGACCUAAACGCCACCGACCCCGACGAAGGAAAUAACGGGCAGGUUGCCUAUUCUUUCAGCUGCUACGUCCCGGACAGAAUCAAAGAGCUGUUCUCAAUAGACCCCAGAACAGGUGUUAUAAAGAUUCAGGGGAAAAUCGACUACGAGGAAAACCCAAUUAUUGAGAUUGAUGUGCAGGCAAAGGAUCAAGGUCCAAACCCAAUUCCCGGUCAUUGUAAAGUCACCGUUAAAGUGCUCGACAGGAAUGACAACUGGCCAUCAAUAAGUUUUGUGGCGGUGAGGCAGGGGGCAAUUAGCGAGGCUGCCACCCCCGGGACCGUCAUCGCUCUGGUGAGGGUCACCGACAAGGACUCGGGCCGGAACGGGCAGCUCCAGUGCCGGAUAUCGGGCAACGUGCCGUUCAGGCUGGAGGAGAACUCGGACAACUUCUACACGGUGGUGACGGACAGGCCGCUGGACCGUGAGAUGAAGGAUGAGUACAAUAUCACCAUCGUGGCCAAAGACAACGGAAACCCUCCUCUGAACUCCACCAAGUCCUUCACCGUCAAAAUUCUGGAUGAGAACGAUAACGCACCCCGCUUUACCAAGAUGGUUUACCUCCUCCAGGUGCCCGAGAACAACAUCCCGGGAGAGUAUCUCGGGUCCGUCCUGGCCCACGACCCAGAUCUGGGCCAGAACGGGACGGUCUCCUACUCCCUCUUGCCAUCCAAUGUGAGUGAGGAGUCCAUCACGACGUACGUGAACAUCAAACCCACCGACGGAGCCAUUUACGCCCUGCGGAGCUUCAACUAUGAGCAGACCAAGUACUUCGACUUCAAGGUGCAGGCAAAGGACUCGGGCAACCCGCACCUGGAGAGCAAUACCACAGUGCGGGUGAGCGUGCUGGACGUCAACGACAACAUCCCCGUUAUCGUCCUACCGCUGCUGCAGAACGACACGGCCGAGAUCCACGUCCCGCGCAACGUCGGCGUGGGCCACGUCAUCACCACGGUGCGGGCCGUGGACAACGACUUCGGCGAGAGCGGCCGCCUCACCUACGAGCUCUCCGACGGCAACGAGGAGCGCCUGUUUGAGAUCGACCCCGUAACGGGCGAGGUGCGCACCUCGCAGCCUCUCUGGGAAGAGGUGUCGCCCGUGGUGGAACUCAUCGUCAAGGUGACAGACCACGGCAAGCCCACGCUGUCCGCCAUGGCGCGCCUGGUGGUGAAGGCGUAUUCGGGCGCGCCCCCCGAAGGCGAGCCGCGGGUCAACGGCGAACGCCGGGCGUGGGACGCCUCCUUGCCGCUCAUCGCCACGCUCAGCGUCAUCUCCGCCCUCCUGCUCGUCGCCAUGGUCGCCGUCGCCGUCAAGUGCCGGCGCGAGAACAAGGAGGUGCGCACGUACAACUGCCGCAUCGCCGAGUACUCGCACCCGCCACUCGGCAAGGGCAAGAAGAAGAAGAUCAGCAAGAACGACAUCAUGCUGGUGCAGAGCGAAGGGGAGGAGCGCGACGCCGUCAACGUGAUGAACGUGGUGAGCAGCGCCUCACUCGCCACCUCGCCCGUCUACUUCGACUACCAGACACGCCUGCCCCUCAGCUCCCCGCGCUCAGAAGUCAUGUACCUCAAACCCACUGCCAACAGCCUGGGCGUGCCGCAGGGCCACGCCGGCUGCCACUCCAGCUUCACGGGGCCCGUCGGCGGCGCGGCCGACGCACCCGCCCACAGGAUGUCCAUCAUCCAGACUGACACUUUUCCCGCUGAGCCCAGUUACAUGGGGAGCAGGCAACAGUACGUUCAAAGCAGCUCCACGUUCAAGGAUCCGGAGCGUGCCAGUCUGCGGGACAGCGGGCAUGGCGACAGCGACCAGGCCGACAGUGACCAGGACACCAACAAGGGUUCCUGCUGUGACAUGUCUGCCAAAGAGGCCCUGAAGAUGAAGGCUACAGGACUGAAGCCACAGCCCCUGGAGCAGGAGGAGGACUGUGUAAACUGUACAGAUGAGUGUCGUGUGCUGGGUCACUCAGACCGCUGCUGGAUGCCCCAGUUUCCCACGGCAAGCGGGGGUGGGGUGGGUCCCGCCCAGGCCGACGGCUCUGACUACCGCACCAAUCUGUUCGUGCCCGCCGGCAUGGAGGCCGUAGCCGUGGAGACAGAGCCGUACGAGGCAGCGGGCAACCCCGGCGGCAAGAAGACCUUCUGCACGUUUGGUAAGGAGCGGAGAGAUCACACCAUCCUGGUGGCCAACGUCAAGCCGUACCUGAAGGCCAAGCGGGCGCUCAGUCCCCUGCUCCAGGAAGUACCCUCCGUCUCCUGUAGUCCCGCCAAGGCCUCGCCAUGCUCCUCAGCCAAGGGCGUGGCAGACGGCGCCGAGGGGAAGCCUGGGAACAGCCACUUCGGGGCCCCGGACGGACAGUAUGCCUCGCCGAGCAAGCAGACCAGGGAGCGGGCCUAUGGCACGCUGCCCCCCUCGGACCCCGUGGCCAAGGUGCUGGCGGAAGCGCGCUCGCGAAUCAGCCAGGAGACGGCGGCGGACGCAGAACGCCCCCUGGAGCACGGCGGGGUCGGCGGCGAGCCGGGCCGCGGCGCCGUGGAUGCCGAGCAGGUGGUCAGGGACAUCGACAAACUGCUGCAGGACUGCCGGAGCGGGGAGGCGGUGAGGAAGUGAGCGCGCCCCGCGCUCCGGACUGGCCAGCACCGGCAGGGAGACGAACGAAAGGAAGGACGCGGUGGAGACGGGCGGUGCGUGAGCUCUGAAGCGCUCUCCGAGAGAGCGGGGCCAGCAGACAAGGACAACUCAAGAUGUCUGAAAAACAGUCUUAUAAAUAGAAAAAGGAAAAAAGAAAAGACAAAACAAACUGUCUGGACACCACGUCGCUUUUUUGUUGGGGGUGGGGGGGGAUUCUUUGGGAGCUACAGCAGCUUCAGUGAGCUUUUCUUUAAGUGCCCACCAGCUAAAAACCUUCAUUCUGACUUGAAUGAAGGGCGCUCUGGCCCCUCUUAGCCCAAAGGAUGCUGGGAGAAUGGCUUAUCCUGACAAUCGCAGCUAAUCUAGUGGAGUGGAUCAAACAGCUUGAGUGCUGUUGGACCUCAUCAAGACAGAAACAUGCUCUUAUCUUUUCAGACUUUGUAUUAUCAGUGUAUGAAGUGCAAAAUAUCUCUGAUAUCGCUGAGCUAUUCAGGGGAGGGCAGGCAGGGCGGUAACUGGGAGCUUAAUUAAGAAAUGUUAGCAUUUCUUCACUGGCCAUCUCUAGUCAAAUGUGUAAGAUGUGUUCCCUCCUCCGCCCCAUGUAUUCGUACAUAUAGAACAUUCCAGAAUAGUGAACCUGUUAUUCUCUCAUUCAUCAGUCCUUUGUGUGAACACUGUCUUCAACUUGUUAUUUCUUUUAAAGUGACUUUAUGCGUAUCCAACAUUAAAUUAAGGCAAUCACAAUCCUGUAUAUUAGGGACAUAUUUCCUCAA
Messenger RNA from Electrophorus electricus (electric eel), 4679 nucleotides. RefSeq names its product protocadherin 17 (gene pcdh17). Gene Ontology annotation, biological process: homophilic cell-cell adhesion. NCBI's taxonomy places the organism in Eukaryota, Metazoa, Chordata, Actinopteri, Gymnotiformes, Gymnotidae. Gene Ontology annotation, molecular function: calcium ion binding. The record is from RefSeq and is a predicted model, not a curated record. Gene Ontology annotation, cellular component: plasma membrane.